Molecule: messenger RNA, 3165 nt
Organism: Carassius auratus (goldfish)
Lineage: Eukaryota; Metazoa; Chordata; Actinopteri; Cypriniformes; Cyprinidae
Product: A-kinase anchor protein SPHKAP-like
Exons: 5
Cellular component (GO): mitochondrion; cytoplasm
Molecular function (GO): protein kinase A binding
Source: RefSeq, a predicted model, not a curated record
UUUCGCCGUGUAUCCUCUUUCCCCCCUCAGCAGUGACAAAGACAGGGCCUCCUCAGUGGUCACAGCACCCUCUGCAGGUGUGGAGGAGGAGACCACCAGUAGCUUUAUCCAGCUAAGCGAGGGAAAUGGGAACAGCAGCGCUUCUAGUCUGGGAUUGGCAGACCUGGAGGGCUUUCUAGACUACACCAUCUCCAGCAACCUAAUCAGCGAGGACAGAGAGAGGAAGGCAUCUCACUGUCAGGAUCAGACGGACGGAGUGACGUCGGGUCUGUCCACAGCGGGCAGCAGCUGUCAGCGCGAGCUCCUGGUGCUGAACUUUGACGUGGAUUCGGAGUGUGUGGAUGGAGAACUGAGAGCGGCGCUGCAGUGGAUCGCUGCGUCUGAGCUCGGCGUUUCUGCGCUCUACUUCAGAAGGACUCAGGAGCACAAUCUCACUAAGGUGAGGACAAAUGGAGGUUGUGCUUUUGUUAGAAUAACUAACCAGGUCCGAGCAGAAUCUGCACCCAUAGAACUACACAGAUUUCAGCACUUGUCAUUCAGAAAGUUCUCCAGUCUAUCCAUGUUUAAAUAUUUUGCAGAAUUUGAUUAUAGUGUCAGCUAGCAAUAACAGUCUAGUAGUCUGAGCCAUUAUUCUCAUUUUACUGAUGAAAACAUACAACAUUAAUGCAUUAUGGUCAUGUGACUACAGUGUUGCGUUUUACAAUUUAAAAACAUUUAAACAGUGCACAUAAUACUGUUUUUCGAGAAAACCAGAUGAAGUGUAGUAUGGAGGCAGUGUUUUGAGCCCUGCAAAGGAAAGAGCCCUUCAGCAAGGCUCCAGCAAGUCCUAAAUCCUGAAAAAGAAAUAGCAUGGAUUCUCUCUGGAAUUUCUAAUGCUUUCUUUUAUUAUUAUUUUUAAAUAACUUGAGGAGUCUUUAACAUUUGUGUUUUUUUUUUACACACACUCGUGCCUCAAACAUGAAUUCUGAAACAGUAGAUUAAAAAAUAAACAGUUGUUAAUCAUUUAUAGCUUAUAUAUGCAAUAAAUAAACCAAUGCACUUACCAAUGCAUUUUUAAUAGAUUUCUAGGAAAUCAAGAACAAGAAUGGGAUGAAAUUAUUGGUGUCCUUUUUGAAAACCUAGAAGAGUGGAAGCUGCUAUAGCUGUAAAGAGGGAUCAACUCAAACAAAUGUCUAUGUAUUUAGAGUGUGAUGUUGUUAAAGGGGACUUUGGAUGCCAAUUUUACAUAAAUUGGUAUGAUUCUUUAGGGUCUUCAUGAAAUGUCUGCAACAUACUUUGGUUAAAAUUCCUCAAUGGUCUUGUAAAACAUCAUGCUUUUUAACCCAUCAAAAACAGAUCUGUUAAAAGUGACUAAUUUGUUUAUUUUCUUCCUUCAUUUGUUCUGCAUGGCUUUGGCAAUUGUACAUAAUUGGUGUUGUUUUGUAUUAUAAAUAUGCAUAUAUGUUAGUGUUACAAUAAUACUGCAUAACAAGACUGAAGUGUGCAUUUUAAACUGGAACAAAAAAGAAUAUUGGUAUAAAAGGGUUAUUAUUAACUAACACUAAAACCUUGAAUAAGCAUUUUCAUUUAAACUGAAAUAAAAAAUUGAAUUUUUGUUUCAUGUUUACCUACACAAUAGAUAUUUUUAGAUGGAUAAAAACACAACAAAACAUCAAUAUUUAAACUAAAAUAAAGUGAAAAAUCUAAUCUAAUUCAAAAUAUUUUAAAAAGCUAGAGUAGUAUAUCAAUGAUAGUAAAUGAAGAGCACUGACUGCUGAUAAAGAACUGAAGAGUGUGUUUGUUUCUCAGCUCCACAGAGUGGUGCAGUUGGCAGGUCAGAAGGCUUGGCGUGUUGGAGACUUGUUCAGCGCUGUGGCUCAGUUCUGUCAGCUCCACCAGGACCUGGAGCACAGAGGACGACCCGUGCCCAGCCUGUUCGACUGGAUACUGAAGACCAAGCGCUAGAGCGGAACAGGAGCUGGAGACGCCACAUAUCCGCCCUGAGCUAGCACAUGUGAAACCACCAAACACAAAUCCCAUUUGAGCCGCUAAUACACCUUUAUAGACUCAUAGAUCCCACAGACUCAUCCUCAUCCACAGCCACCACCAUGACUGUACAUCAGCACGUGAAUCUCUGUUUAUCACAGGGUAGCAAGGUUUACAAGACACUCGCACGCAGUAACUGCUCCCAAUACCAAGAUCCUUAGCAUGAGGCUUCCUUAGUACCAAACUUGUCCUCUCGAACCACCAGCACAUCCACAUUUGAAAUCCUUAAGAGUCACAGCUUGCACAAACCUUUAUUCCAUCAUCUCUGUCACACUUGUAUAUGUCUUUGCUAGAUCACAGGAAUUAUGGGAUAUACUAUCGGAAGUAAUGAGUUAUCCAUAAAUAUGUGCUAGAGAUGCACAUUCACAGAGAUUGUGAUUUAAGGAUAUUUCCCUUUAAAUGACGCAUGUUCCUGUCUUUUACGCGCACGCAACAUUAGAUCCACCGGUCACCAGCCAGCACUGGUUAGAGGAACAUGCUUUAAACCGACCAAUCAGCCUUGACGUUUUGUAGCUUGCAAAUUUUUACUGUACUGUACAACAAACCCGUUUCAAAUGCACAACGUGACUUUUUAUCCAAAAUAAAACAGACGUGCGAGCUCUGGCGUAGGGAUUUAGAGAUACUUCAGUGUUUGUAUUUAAAGUGUGUAAUAUAGUUGAGAUCCCAUUCCAAACACACUUUGUUGUUUUAAGUUUACAUUGGCGAAUGCGUUCUGCCAUUUUAUUGUACCUCUGAGACUGAAUUGUUUGUUUAGUUUUGUGUGACUACUGUUAUUUAAGAGAUUUUAUUUUGGCUAGAUGUAAAUAGUUUAGACUGUGAGCUACUGUGUCUUUGGGCAAUGUAAAUUUCAGUUUUUUUGUUUUAAGAUCGCAAAGACUCAGACAGACGGGAUAACAGCACUAGUCUGACCAGACUACUGUAAAAGUAUGAAUAUGAACGUAAAUUUAAAGUACAAGUACAGUUUUGUCACGUAAAAGUUGACGUGUAAACGUGAAAUCUGGUGGCGUUAUGGUUUUCUCUGCAUAGUUACAUAAUAGUAAUGUGUUUUAAUAUCAGCGUUGAAGGCACACAACUGUAUCCAGUCUGUCACAGUAUGCCUGAAUGUAUUUAUCUUUUCAAAAUAAAAUUUGCGUAUGGUGA